This is a messenger RNA of Drosophila ficusphila, 1563 nucleotides long. RefSeq names its product histone acetyltransferase type B catalytic subunit (gene Hat1). Gene Ontology annotation, biological process: subtelomeric heterochromatin formation. Gene Ontology annotation, molecular function: histone binding; histone H4 acetyltransferase activity. The transcript is spliced from 3 exons. Gene Ontology annotation, cellular component: nucleus. Bases 221 to 1435 code for a protein of 404 amino acids. NCBI's taxonomy places the organism in Eukaryota, Metazoa, Arthropoda, Insecta, Diptera, Drosophilidae. The record is from RefSeq and is a predicted model, not a curated record.
UGUUCAACACCAUUGGCAUCAAUCUUUGUUUAGCCGCGAAAAUUUUGCCAAAAACCCGCAAACGCCGAAUUGUUUUGUACGAAACGUGCAUUCUGAUUGUAUUUUAUAUAAAUAGAUGCCUUGGCUUUAACUUUAUAUCCAUCAGCAAAAGGACAGAAAGGAUCUCCUGCACUACUAUUUGCGGAAAUAAGCUAAUUGUUGGUUCUGGAAAUUUUGCAAGAUGGCACAAAUUGAGGAAUACCAGGACUUGGUGAUCGAUGCCUUGGAAGUCGUGGAGUUUAAGUUGAUUCGCGACAAGGCGGACAUCAACAACGACGCCCUGAUCUUCCACCCCGCGAUGGCCCACCAGAUUUUUGGCGAGUCUGAAACUAUCUUUGGCUACCAGGACUUGCAUGUGCGUGUAAUGUACACGGCAGGACCUUUGCACAUUUACCUGGGCGUCGAGUACGGAAAGCGAGUAAACGAAAUAUCUGGUGGAGAGAUCAAGGCCGACGACGUGGUCAGCACGAUUGCCCAGAGUUUGCCAGACGGCUGCUACUUCAUCAACCUCGAUGAGUUUCUGAAGACACUGGACAAGGCUGACAAGUUUCAGCCGUUCGGCGAGAAAAUUGGCGAAUACACCCGGACAUCGGACGACGGCAGCGAACGUCUCUUUGAGAUCUACCAGUCCGACUACAAGAGCUCCUCAUUCCUCAAAUUCUUCGCCCGGUUACAGACCUUUAUUUUGUGGUUCGUAGACGCCGCCUCAUACAUAGACACCGAUGACCCACAGUGGUGCUACUUCUUGUGCUACGAAAAGUACAAGAACAACGAUGGUCAAUGGCAGUAUGCCACAGCUGGCUACACCACGGUGUACGAGUAUUACGCAUAUCCGCAAAACAAACGACCAAGGAUAAGCCAGAUGCUGAUAUUGCCGCCAUUCCAAAAGUUAGGCCUCGCGACCCAGUUGGUGGAGACCAUUUACAAGUUUUAUCAGUCGCAAAAAAAUGUGGUUGAUAUCACAGUGGAGGAUCCAUCUGAGGAGUUCCAGCGACUGCGAAACUUUGUGGACGCUCGGUCGUGCAAAGAACUAAAGUCGUUUGCCCGUGCCGAGAUUGUCAAGGGCUUCAACAAGGAGAUGGUGCGGGAAGCUCGUGAAGCCUUGAAACUUAAUCCCCGGCAAGUGCGAAAGGUGUACGAACUGCUGCGUCUCUUUUACACCAACGUAAAUGAUGAAAAGGAGUACCGGCCCUAUCGCUUGGAAGUGAAGAAACGACUAAACGCAGUUUAUUAUAAGCAGCUCAAGGAUCUGAAAAAAAUGGAGCGCUUCAAGAUGGACACAGAGAUGCUGCGGGCUCGACUGCCAACAAUAAAGCAACGCAUGGAGCAGCUUCAAGAGGAGUACAGUGUGGUCGAGCAAGACUACCAGAGCACCAUUGCCAAAUUGAAAGCCUAGUUGGUCUGUGGAUCCAAGGGGUGUUGAGUAAUUUAUUUCGUUUUUCCUUUUCAAAUAUGUUGAUUACAAAAUACAUUAUGUUGCUAUAAGCCUAUGGUAGGAUUCUUUUGAAUAAAUAUUAAAAAUUA